CUUUGAUUCCAAUGUUGUUAUGCUAGAUACGCCUAAAGGUGAGGUUCCUCUACCGUAUGUGAAUGCAUCUGACAUUAAAUUCAAUGGUUUUAAACAAACCUAUCUGGCAGUUCAGGCUCCGAAAGUGAAGGCAAUGCCCAGCUUCUGGCAGAUGGUUUUAGAAAGAAAAGUUAGAAUAAUUGUCAUGAUCACAGGGCUAGUUGAGAACAAGAGGAUAAAAGCUGAUCGUUAUUGGCCGGAAGAAGAAGAUGACUUGAUUGUUUUUGAAGAUAUAAAAAUUACUUUCUUGGAUCAGUCCUAUAAUGGCUCAUUUUUCACAAGACACCUGGAAUUGGAGGUAGAGGGGGCAUUUUUAAUUUAUAAAAAAUAGAAUCUCAAAAUUUUAAAAAUAACAGUGUUGAAGUCUGAAAAGUUAUCAUAAUAAAGCUCUUCGCCCGUACAUGUAUGUCUUUGACUAAGAUUUUCUCCGGCAGCCAAACCAAACAUUAUCUCUGAUGAACAGUGUAACAGUGGGAUGUUUAGCUUUAGUAGUUCUCACCACCCAUUUCGAGAUCAUCCCCUUUUCAACUCAACAAUAUCUUAGCUUUUUCAAUACAUUUUUCAACUUAAAUUUUUCUAAAC
Messenger RNA from Eurytemora carolleeae, 621 nucleotides. RefSeq names its product tyrosine-protein phosphatase non-receptor type 1. Gene Ontology annotation, biological process: protein dephosphorylation. The transcript is spliced from 5 exons. Gene Ontology annotation, molecular function: protein tyrosine phosphatase activity. The record is from RefSeq and is a predicted model, not a curated record. Bases 20 to 370 code for a protein of 116 amino acids. NCBI's taxonomy places the organism in Eukaryota, Metazoa, Arthropoda, Copepoda, Calanoida, Temoridae.